AAAACCUAAAGUUAUUCUUUGUCUACCCAAAACACAACCUAUUACCCAAUCAAAAUAAAUAGAGUAAUUCUUGUUAUCAAAAUGUUUUCCAGCUAAAUGAUACGUGUUCACCUAAAACCCUAUGUCUAGGCUCUUUCUCAAUUGUAACCCUAGGCUGUUAACCAAUCCAAAUUUGUUAGAAAUUAAGAAACGACAAUGGGUUCAGUGUAUUUUUCCUGAUUCUUUGUGGAUUAAUAAUGUCUAGAAACAUCAACAUUUCCCUAUGUAUGUUAAAAAAGGUUAUUUCAAAGAUACGAUUAAAAUCCAAAAAAGGGAAUCUUGCAGAAAAUUGUUGUGAGGAAACAAGGCAAAUACAGCUCUAACGCACUCUCUGUAAUCAAUGAUUGAACUCAGAAUUCGUUCGAUUUAGUAAUGAAUGCGAAAAAAUGCGAAACGUUGCUAAUUCUGAGGCCAUAAGAUGCAGGAUAUAAAAUUAUAAAAUAAUUGCAUAUUGUUGGUAAAGGAUGUAACAAGAUUACUAAAAAAAUAUUUGGUUGCCUAUGUUGUUGUCGCAUGCAAAUUAAUUCUACAAAAAGGUCAUGUUCCUAUAAGUACAUUCUUGAAUCAUUGUUACAUCCAAGCAUCACCUCAGAAAUCAACUAAACCUUUCUUCCAAAAACCAAUCAAACCAUGGCUAAAUCUAAAAAUCUACCUUGUCCUGUUAGGUCCAUUAGCUUGCCUUCCAGAUUAAAUCCUAAUGGCCUAAAAAUUGAAGCUGAAUUAGACAAGCUGAAAAUCUUGGAAAUUCCUGUAAGUGCAGAGAGAAUCCAGACUGGUAUUCUUGGGCUUGUAGAAUUAUACAAUUGUGUGCAGGAACUAAUUCAAUGUCCAAACACACAAAAAACUCUUGCCCAACAUCAAAGUGGAGCAUUAGUGGAAGAGGCACUAGAGGGAUCUCUUGAGUUACUUGAGUCAUGUGACACUAUUAGAAACUUAUUUUGUAUGAUUAAGGAACAAGUGCAGCUUCUUCAGUCAGCUUUACGACGAAAAGGUGCAGAUUCAAGCAUUGAGAAGGAUAUUAGCAAUUAUUUUAACUUCAGGAAGAACAUGAAGAAUGAGAUAGUAAAGAACUUGAGGAGACUGAAGCAAAUGGAAAACAGAGUUGGAUCUUCUGUUUUCUGGGACAUUGAACAACACUUAUCGAUGGUGAUUCGAGUGCUAAGAGAAGUAACAUCUGUUACUAUAUCUGUCUUUAAGGCCCUGUUAGUAUUUUUGUCAUACCAAGAUACAAAAAUAAAGCCUAGAGGGUGGUCUAUGAUUUCAAAGUUGAUGAUCACUAAAUCAGCUUCUUCUCAAGGUGGCCAAAUUUUCAGUGACAUGGGAAGUGUUGAUAUAGCUCUUGCCUCACUUCGCGAACAUAUUAAGUACAAUGAAACCAAAGUUGAUAUUAAUGUUGUGCGAAGGAAAUUACAAUCACUUGAUUCGAGCAUCGAGUGUUUUGAGGCUGGAUUACAGAGCUUGUACAAGCAAUUGAUCCAAAGUAGAGUUUCAUUUCUUAAUAUUUUGGCAGUUUAAUUAGAACAAAAUCUUGUACAUAUAUAAGGGUUUGGCUAUAUAUAGGCCAAACACCAAAUUUUUGUUAUAGUGAAGAAGUAUAGUUGGCACGAAGUUAUAAUUAAAUCUUAGCUUAAACU
This is a messenger RNA of Nicotiana tabacum (common tobacco), 1673 nucleotides long. RefSeq lists its product as uncharacterized. Gene Ontology annotation, biological process: root development; shoot system development. Lineage: Eukaryota; Viridiplantae; Streptophyta; Magnoliopsida; Solanales; Solanaceae. The record is from RefSeq and is a predicted model, not a curated record.